GGUUUCCGGCAGCUCAGGCUAUUUUAAGGCGCGCGCUGUGCUGAUCGCCUCGCUGUGAGCCCUCUGCUCUUCAGUGACGACUUCGUCCUUCUCCUCCCCUCUGGGGCCCCGCCAGCAUGGGUCCCAGGCCCCAGUCGCUGCUCGCCGCCCUCCUACUGCUCCUCGCCGUCGCUGGCCCCGCGUACUGCGACACACCUGCCAACUGCACCUACCCUGACCUGCUGGGCACCUGGGUCUUCCAGGUGGGCCCCGUUGGUUCUCAGAGCGAAGUCAACUGCUCGGUUAUGGGACCACCAGAAAAAAAGGUAGUAGUGCACCUUAAGAAGUUGGAUACAGCAUAUGAUGAUUUUGGCAAUGCCGGGCAUUUUACCAUCAUUUACAAUCAAGGCUUUGAGAUUGUGUUGAAUGACUACAAGUGGUUUGCCUUUUUUAAGGAUGUCACUGAUUUUAUCAGUCAGUUGUUCAUGCAGCUGGGAACUGUGAGGGUACAUGAUUUGAGACAUCUGAGGAACAAACUGGUUAUUAAAUAGAGCAUCUGUUGAGGGGCUCUUUUAAAACAACAACCAAAAAGCAGACUUUGGGGCUAAGAGGCAGAGCAGCAUGCAGCCGUGGACCUUCUUACCUCUAACAGCUAGCCGAGGCCUCUAGCAACUACAUUCCCCUUCUGGAGUCUUUCUGUGCAUGUAAAAUGCUGAGGAGUCCUGGUGACCUACCUCCAAGGCAGCUGCCCUCCUGAACCAUUUCCCUGGAAAGCAGCAACCGCCAUUUUGAAAUGUGAACAACCAGACUACACAGGAAAAAGAAAGACAUCUGGAAGUCUUAGGUGGCUUCACCAUUCAACCUUUGAAUGAAAGGAACUAUAUGAAACUCGAGUUUUUCCCUUUUGAAUAUUCUUCUAUUGAAAUGAUUUUUCCAAACUCAUUAGGAUUUGAAUUUUGUGUUGUAUUUUGUUCAUAGUGCAAAUUUUAUUCCCAGUUAAAUUAUCUUCUUGUGUGCCUUUCUUUCUUUAAUUAUCUUGAUGAACCACAGGACCCAUUGUAAGGAGAAAUUAAUGCUUCAGGAUAUCUUGAGAUGCACAGAUGUAAAGGGUAGAAAGAUCAUUCUACAGAAGACAUGUUUGGGGGACAGGUUUCUGAGAUAAGUCAUACCACUGAAGGGUAUCCUUGUAGAUCAUAGGCCUGUAGUACCCUAGCCAGAAAGAUGGGGUGAUUAAUACAUUUUUUUGUCUGUUUUUUUGAUUAGGUCCCAGUUUUGUACUAAGAACUUGACAUAUAUUGCCUUACAAGAUCUUAUGAAGUAGAUAUUACUAGCUUCAUUUUACAGAUAGGGAAAAUUAGUCUCUUACUGUGCAUCCAAUUGUAAAAUGACAAGGGCUAGCCUUUCAAGCCUAAGGACCUCCCUGGGGCUAAAGGAUAAAAGAAAUAAUGGUACUUAAGUGACAGACAUUUCAGUGGAUUUUUUUCCUGGAGACUCCCAAUUCAUAAGCAUCAUGAAUGUUUAAUGGGAUGAAAUACGCAUUGUAUUGGCUUCUUUUGAAAUGGUUUACAGCUUAUGUUUCCUUACCAAAUUAGGCUAUUCUCUUUCUUUCCUAAACCAGGGUCCUUUCAUUCAAGAUGAAAACUUACCUUCUCUCCUUUUGUGUUCUUAGAAAGGAAGGUUCUGAAAAACGUCACAUUAAGUAACAUUGCCUAGUUGACUUCUCUUAAUUACACUGUUGUUCUUAUUGAUUGCUAUCUUUUAGCUCUUUCCUGCUAAACAGUGGACUAGUUUCCUGCUCAGUUGUUCAGAAUUGAUGAAUAUCAGCCUCAGUAAGUUGAAAAUUUGGAACCAUACCUAGUCCCUAUUUUCUGGAGGGCUUUUCUCUUGUAUCUGUGCUUGAAUGGAAGAAUCUCUAGAUACCAGAUUUUUAUCAUUUUAUUGGUUCAGAGAACUUUUUAUGACCUCUGAGUGGCCACUGGUCUGCUAUUCUGGAAAGGUUACGUCUUAGAAGGGUGAAGUAACUGUAUGCCCGACUACUUCUACCUGGAUACUUUUUUCCAUCCUACCUCUGGACCUGAUAAUUCAUUACUCGGGGCCUUGAUGCCACCUCUGUGAGACCUUCCCUAGCUCUCUCCAUUGGUGGGAGAACUGCCAUUGUUUUGGUUCACAUCGUGCUUGGAGUUACCUCUGCUCAGGUAAUUCUGCAUUAACUGCUGUAAUGGAGUGAUUUGAUAGUGUGUCUUCUUCCAGACUGAAAAGCUGUAUGUCAACCUGUGUAUAUUCAGAACCUGAUUACAUAGAACUUUAUAAGUGUUUGGAAAACUGACCACACUUCUCUUGUCUUUUCAAAGACUUUUCACAAGUAAUAUUAGCUUACAUAGAUGUAAUUCUUUUGUAUUCUAGGAGCACAAUCAGAAAUGAUGCUAUGUUUAUAUUUCUGGUUCUGUGCCCUAAAAAUACAUAUCAGGUUACCUGUCUCCAGGGUUCUAAAAGAGUUGGAUUUUUCAAACUAAUUUCCAGGAUGUAAAGUGACAAAGCAGCUAAUGUGUGUAAGAAUGUAUUUAAUAUGGAAUUUAAAACCACCUCUAUGGAAGUUGUUUUUUUUUUUUUUUUUUCUAUUUCUCUGAGAAACUUUGCAUCUAAAUGUUUUGCUAAUGGAAAAGAAGACUUGGUAGGUACAAAAUUACACAUACUUGUGUUAGCAGGUGUCCUAAAAUAAUACCGCUUUGCAUUUUCUGUCACAAUUGUUUGUCUUCUCUGAUCUUUAAACUCUGAGGGCAGGGAUCAACUCUGUACUACUAAGCAUUUUAUUCCCUUUGUAUAAUGUGAUGCAUGAUAAAUAAUAGGCCUUCAAUAAAUGUAGAAGAAAGAAAAUUGAAUAAUA
Molecule: messenger RNA, 2863 nt
Organism: Neofelis nebulosa (Clouded leopard)
Lineage: Eukaryota; Metazoa; Chordata; Mammalia; Carnivora; Felidae
Gene: CTSC
Product: cathepsin C
Exons: 4
Coding region: 117-530 (137 amino acids)
Cellular component (GO): lysosome
Molecular function (GO): cysteine-type endopeptidase activity
Source: RefSeq, a predicted model, not a curated record